Boleophthalmus pectinirostris (great blue-spotted mudskipper) is the source of this 4382-nucleotide messenger RNA. It is a transcript of the gene mrtfbb, whose product is annotated as myocardin related transcription factor Bb. Bases 909 to 3251 code for a protein of 780 amino acids. The transcript is spliced from 15 exons. The record is from RefSeq and is a predicted model, not a curated record. NCBI's taxonomy places the organism in Eukaryota, Metazoa, Chordata, Actinopteri, Gobiiformes, Gobiidae. Gene Ontology annotation, biological process: smooth muscle cell differentiation.
AAGAUUCCAUCUUUUGAUAUCACUUUCUAUCAGUCUCACAUUGUAUAGGAUAGUUUAUUUCCAUUACGUUAGCUUCAUUUGCUUUUGGAAAUUUGUAUGUUUAUACUGUAGUGUUAUAAGACUCAGUGGUUUGCCAAAAGUCACUGUGUUUCUGCACCUUGACAUCUAUGGGCUCCAGUCUGUUGCCUUCGUGGAGCAGUCCCAUAAAAACGCCCUUAAUUCCUUGUUAUCUCACUUCCUGUUUAGCUUCUUUACCCACAUCAAGCCUCUACGAAAAUCCACUCGUGCUUUCUCAGUUCAACAUUUAACUACUAAAUACAAGUUGCAGCAAUUUGUACAACAGCGUGUUUAAUAUUGUUGUGUAUUUUAUAUUUAUUUGUGGCAUCAAUUAGUUUCAGUUCUUCUAUACAGCUAUCUAACUAUACAAUUGCAGUCUAUCAGCAUUCAAGAGUUUAUAGAGCAGCAUACAUAUGAAAUCAACAAAUAAUUCUAAUAAAAUCUUAUAGCAAUUUCAAAAAAAACUUUACUGACCAGCACAAGUGACUUUUGGCUGCUCUUUAUUCUCCCUAAGGACAAAAUCUUGCUCAUUUUAGUUUUGGCUAUAGACAUGUAUUCCCAGCUUUCCUUUUUUCAAUAUUACAGAUUGUCCGAGAAUUUCCUGGAUCCCAAAACUCAUACACAAAGUUCUUGGGGGCUUGAUUCCUUUGAGAGAGACACGAGCAAAGGGUUAACUUGAGCAGACUUGUGUUCCCUCCCGCUUCUCCUCAUGACGUUAUACCACUCACAGUUUGGUCGGCUGAGGCCAAGCUGGAGCCAGAGAGAGGAGGGACUGACUCGUGGUGGUUCGUAGCUGCUUUCAGUGACUCCUCUCUGGGCAGUGAUUUGCUCCUGGCUGGCCUUUUCGCUCCAUGGGACUCCAGAGCUGGACAUCUGCCGUACCACUGUCCCCUAUGGCUUGCCUUCAAGUGGAGACCCCCCCAAUCUGCAGGGGCAAGUUCAAAACAGUUCUUCAGUUGUGUCUGCAGCAGAGACGAAGUCGAGAGCAGCUGGUUGAGCAGGGCAUCAUGCCACCUCUGAAAGCCCCAGCUGUUUUUCAUGAGCAGAUCCGCAGCCUGGAGAGAGCUCGGACUGGGACUUUCCUGAAGCAUAAACUGUGCAGUCGACCUGAGCGCUCUGAACUGGUCCGCAUGCACAUCCUCCAAGAGACCCAGGCAGACUCAUCGCUCCAGGCUGCACAGCUGAGACUGAAGAAGGCCAGACUCGCUGACUCUCUGAAUGAGAAGAUCUCCCAGCGACCAGGGCCCAUGGAGCUGGUGGAGAAAAACAUCCUACCUGUGAAAUCAGAAGACAAAGAGCCUGGAAAUGCAUUUGACAGGCCAAGAUGCUUCACACAGUCCAAAACAAACAAAACACAAAUGAAAGAAACAGGUGAUGAACUGAGCAGUAUUAAGACUCCAGAUGUGUACAGCUUUGACGAGGACAGUAGUGACGGCUCUUCUCCCUGCAGCCAAAAGUCUGACAGCUCCAGUUCGUCAAGAGAAAGUGGGGACAAGGAAAGCGCCCAGUCCCCCUCCUGUAACUCCCACAAACAGUCUUCACCCAAGUCGCAGUCAACAGUUGAAGUGGCUCACAGCAGCGAAAAACAGAACUAUUGUCAAAUGUCAUCUCCUCCAAAAACUGUUCAUAAUGUCACACCAGGUCCAGUUUUGGUCAAGCAAAGCCUGUCCAGAGCUGCAGGUGAGAAGAGUCGCAGUAAAAAGAGCAGAGAUCCAAAGCCUCGCGUGAAGAAGCUGAAGUAUCACCAGUAUAUCCCUCCACAUCAGAAACAGGAGCAGGACCCCGUGCCCAUGGACUCUGCGUACGCCCGUCUCCUAGAGCAACAACAGCAGUUUCUACAGCUACAGAUACUUAGCCAACAACAGUUCACCUACAACACCGUCCAGCCGCCAACUAUCAAGCAGACGUCUGAAGUACAGAGCAGCUGUUGCAGUGGAAAUGCUACAUCUUUAAAUCUUCUACCAAACCCGACCAAUCACAGGACGGAGCUGCCGGCCAACCUGGAGGACAUGAAGGUUGCUGAACUAAAGGCAGAGCUCAAACUUCGCUCUUUACCUGUUUCUGGGACAAAGCUAGAUUUGAUCGAGAGACUUCGCUCGUACCAUGAAAACCGCAUGGACAUAAGCAGCCCUCCUGUAUCGCCUAUUGCCUCCAAAGUGUCCAAACUGGGCCUGAAAGACAGUGUCCCAUGUGAGACUCUGGACUGUCCUACUGAGGGUCCCGAAGAGGGGGACAAGGACCAGCGCUUGUUUGAGAAAGAACGUCAGAUUGAGGAGCUGAUGAGAAAGUUAGAGCAGGAGCAGAGACUGGUGGAGGAGUUGAAAAUGCAGUUGGAGGUCGAGAAGAGAUUUCAACAAGGCGACUCCCCACCCCCUGUGUCAUGCCCCACCUUCGUACAGGUCAAACAGGAAGUAGUUACACCUUUAAACUGCUCUGGGGCGUCCAGUGUGUGUCCUGUACCGCCUUCAGGGGUCAAACAAGAGGUCACGCAGAGGAAUAUUGCGCAGCCUGUCCUAAUGUCCAUGAACUUACACGAUCCAGGGGCAUCUCCACCAGGACCACUGCAGAAUACAGGAUCAAACACCAAAGUCUCAGUGCAGUUACUGCAGCAAGGCACUGCUCAGAAGGCGUGGACAGAUGCAGCAGUCCUGACCACGUUCUCCAACCCCACAUCUGCCGACAAGGUUCACAGUGAAGCAUCUAUACUCCUAUUGCCACACAAGUCCAAAGACCCACCUCGCUACGAAGAGGCCGUUAAACAGACACGCGGAUUGAUCACACAGUGUCCAUCUGUGUCCAGUCAGCAGAUGGAUGACCUUUUUGAUGUACUCAUUGAAACUGGAGAGAUCCUACCCUUUGUCAAACCCGAGCCUCACAGUCUGGAUCAGCCUCUCCCUGUCACUGCCAGCGUUACCACUCUACCCAUAAACACAGUCUUAUGUCGCCCCCCGGCUGUGGUCCACGUAGCGCAGCCCCCUGCCCCAUCUGCGCAGACCCCCGCCCUGAAGCACACAGAGGGGCUGCACUCAUCCCUGCACAGUAUUCACAUGGAGUUUGAGGAGAACGCUUCAGAUCCACACGUCCAGAGUGAAGACAGUAUGGACUGGCUGGACCUCUCAGAAAUGUCCGGUCACGUGGGCAUCUUCUCCUCAGACUUUUUAGACUCAAAUGAAAUGCACUUGAACUGGGAAUAGGACGGUUACCACAUGCGUUCCCUUUUGUCAUAUAGACCAAAAUACUUACUAAGGUACUUUUAGGAAAUCUGUACUUUGAUUAAAUUAACUAUGCAUUAUGGAGCUUUUUUGGUGGAGCACCUGCUUGUCUCCAUGGAGAUGUCAUUGCUUUGCCUAUAAUGUCUCACAGUGUGCCAUUCAACUUUCCUGUCUCCACGGAGUCAAGUAAGUUACAGGUCAGAUCUGUGGAGAGGCAAACCAACACAGUAAGAAUGCCUGUUUUUAUGUUUUAUAGAAUUUUUUAGCAUUAAAAACAUUUGUAAUUAAAUACAUGCAAACCAAGCCAGACAAAGCAAUGACAUUAAAAACAGAAAAGUUACAUAAUGCCUUUUUAACUCUUACUUUAAAAUGAGCAAUGCUUUAACAUAGGAGUGGUACUGGACAAGAAAACUAUGAGUAAUUAUAACAAAACACUUUUCUGUAUGGCUUUUUUAGAACACAUGUAUGCAUCUGUUUCAUUGUAUAUGCAUUUCUCUGGUUCAUUUUUCAACCUGUUUCAAAUGUAGGAUAAGCAUAUUCAUCAGUGGACCAGCGUUUGCACUUUUUUGCACUAAAAGCUUAAUUUGUACCUUGAAUAGUCAUCUCCCAUUUUUGAAAGAGAGAAAUUUCAAGAUGGUGGAUUGGACCGUACUGUAUGAACAUUCCAGGCCACCUCUGACCACAAACCUCCUUGUCUGAAACCACCUCCAGCUGUUUUCCAAUGGCAUCUGCAGCUCCCAUCAGAUCAGCUCAAGACUGUUUCACUAAUGAAGCUGUGGUCCGUUUGUCAUCACUCUUUUCCUGACAGCGCUUUGGGAAUCAGAGGUGGCACUUUGAGAGGGAACAUGUGCUGGAAAGAAGACUAUAAAUUUAACUCAACACCAAAACGUAUUGUAUAAUUGCAUAAUGUCUGUAUUUUAAUGUAUGCCAUAUUACCUUUUAUACAAAUUUGUAAACACGGCUUACUACUUGAGCAUCUUUCAUAUGCUUUAUACUCUUAAGUGCUUUACAUUAAAAGCAAAAUGUUGUCAAUUUGUGAAUUUUGAAAUGCAAACCAAACAUAUCUAUAAACAUCAAUUGUCAAUUAAAUAGAUACAUUUUCUAGCUUCCUUA